This is a messenger RNA of Anguilla rostrata (American eel), 1633 nucleotides long. RefSeq names its product ADP-ribosylation factor-like protein 13B. Gene Ontology annotation, cellular component: ciliary membrane; motile cilium; non-motile cilium. The transcript is spliced from 8 exons. Gene Ontology annotation, molecular function: GTPase activity; GTP binding. Lineage: Eukaryota; Metazoa; Chordata; Actinopteri; Anguilliformes; Anguillidae. Bases 605 to 1633 code for a protein of 342 amino acids. Gene Ontology annotation, biological process: non-motile cilium assembly; receptor localization to non-motile cilium. The record is from RefSeq and is a predicted model, not a curated record.
UUAUAAUGCCAUCAUAGCGCGGAGUGUUUAAAACCAGCCACCUCUCCCUUUUUUUUCAGCGCAUCACCGUUAUUUUUUACAUUCAUUCUAAUAUGUCGCCUAAAUGCCUCUUUACGUUUAUUCGGCUUAAGGCGCUCCGCAAAAUCACUUAGGCGCUGCGCCUAAACCUUUCUAUGCUAGGGAAAACCCUACAGGCAAAAAAGAAAGCAAGCAGUACAACUGAUUUUGAAGGGCCAGAUUUGAAUAUUCGAUCCUGAAAUAAAGCAUAGGCUAUACACGUAGGCUUCAUAUUCUCGGUUCAUCUUUUUGAUGAAUGGAAUCUAAUGAAAAAGUACAUUUAAAAAUCAAUGACAAUAUCUACAGAUUAAUUAAUAAAAUAAUUUAGUAGUCUUGUCUUUUUUUCAGAUUAGUGUUAUUGUAUCCUGCUGCUAUGAACUCUUAUCUAUCGUCUGUGAUUUUGUAAAUCACAUAACGUCUGAAUAUGUGUGUUGUUGAUAGAAUCUUUGAUAACAGUGGCAUUCUGUUUCGUAUGUUACCAGAGCAACAGAAUUAUGAUACUGUGACAUCAUAACAUCAAAAUGACAAAUGACUAUUUAAGUGUGGGAUGUCCAAUUAUCCACCAGUGUUUGUGUUGGGGAUCAUCUGUAUCAUUUGCUUGAGCUAUUCUAUUUCUGCUUUUAAUUGUGUGAUUUUUUUGGUCAUCCUGAUGGAGAGCUGCUGGAAUUUUCUAAGAAACAGUGGAAGGCCUGAAAGGAAAGUUACUUUGGCCAUUCUGGGACUUGAUAAUGCGGGGAAAACUACAACAGUCCAAAGCAUUCAAGGAGAAAACCCAGAAGAUGUAUGCCCUACUGUGGGGUUUUCUCCCGUGGACCUGAAACAGGGACAGCAUGAUGUGACCAUCUUUGACCUUGGUGGGGGAGAGCAUAUUCGUGGCAUGUGGAAGCACUACUUCUCCGAGUGUCAUGGUGUGAUGUUUGUGGUGGACUCCAGUGAUGUCCAGCGCAUGAAGGAAACCAAGGACACGCUGGCCAAGGUUCUAAGACACCCCUGCAUCACGGGGAAACCAGUUCUUCUCCUGGCAAACAAACAGGACAAAGAAGGAGCUUUGCAGGAGGCAGAUAUCAUAGAUCACCUGAUCCUGAAGACGCUUGUGAAACUGAACGAAUGCCGCUAUAAAAUAGUGCCGUGUUCUGCUGUGAUGCCCCUUGGGAAGAAGGCCAUUCAGGGUGAGCUGGAGUGGCUUCUGAAGACUGUGGGCAUAGGCUAUAACCACAUCAAUGAGCGCGUGCAGAAGGACACGGCCGAGCAGAGGGAGCAGGAGGAGAAGUACAGGAGAGAGCGGGCAGAGAGGGUGCGCAAGGUUCGAGAGGAGAGGGAAAGGAGAGAGCGGGAGGAGGCUGAGCCAGAGGAGGCUGAGGGAAAGACUGCAGAUCUGGAUCAGGAGGAGAAGAGCAUCAUGGGCAACACUGUCCAGUCAUUCGGAGACAUCAUCCCAGAGGUGAGAACACAGCUGGCUAUAAUAACAUUCGGAGACAUCAUCCCAGAGAAGGUAACAAAAAAGUCAGAGAGCAGGAAGGACAGAGCAGAGGAGACUGACAAAGGAAUGGAGGAGCAGAGAUUCCUGAAAUUCUGA